AUGCAAGUAUACUCUAAAACUGCUGAUAAUGUCACACUUUUCGAGGAUGGCGGAGUAAAGAAAGCAAAAGCCAGAACUGUUCCUGAUGAGAGGACAAUGAAGGUUACGAAGGAAGAUCUCACAGUAGAUGAGCCUGUAACUGCUGAGAAAAUAAUAGAGAAACUAGAAAUUUAUGGUGGUUGCUUGGUUAAGAACUAUUUAUCACUCGAGGAUUGCGAUGCAAUCUUGAAAGAUGUAAGGCCCUAUUUGGAUGCCGAUAAGGCAUGGGAGGGAGGUUUCUUUCCCAAAGAAACCAGGAGAGCUAGUAGAACCUGUGUUAAAUCAAAGGUGGUUGCUGAGAAGUUUUUAGCUCAUCCGUUAAAUAUUGCAGUCUCCAAUAACUUCUUAUCAAAGGAGAAUUAUUUUAUUGUAGGAGAUAGAGCGGCAACUGGAUUUUCACCAGCUCAACACAAUUCAACAAUUACUUUUGAUGUUGGUCCUGGUGCGAAAGAUCAAGAGUUGCACCGCGAUGAUAUUCUUCAUCAUAAUAUCAGACAUAAAAUGGAUAAAUACGAAUAUGGAUACGAAACUGCAGUUGGAACCGUUUUGGGUCUUUCUAAGACCACAGUAGCCAAUGGAGCAACAAGAUUUGUUCCGGGAUCUCAUUUAUGGGACCAUUUUAGGAAGCCCAAGGAAGAAGAAUGUGUUUACGCAGAAUUAGAGAAAGGGGACUGCUUUUUUAUGUUGGCAUCAUGCUACCAUGGAGGUAGUGCCAAUACUACUGAAAAUGAACAUAGAAUUUUGAUUAUUCUUUUCAUGACUCAGGGUACCAACAGACAGGAAGAAAACAUAUUCUUGGGUACACCAAUUGAAUACUUUAAGUCGUUAUCAGUUGAUGCUUUGAAAGCUUUAGGAUUAACCACAAGUGAGCCAUUUUGCGGUUUUUACGAAUUGAAAAAUCCUCUUGAGUUCUUAAAGCCUUCGUACAAAGACCCUGGAAAUGAUGACUUAUUCACAAAUGCUUAUCCCUAUGUUGAAACUGCUUAA
Molecule: messenger RNA, 1026 nt
Organism: Priceomyces carsonii
Lineage: Eukaryota; Fungi; Ascomycota; Pichiomycetes; Serinales; Debaryomycetaceae
Product: phytanoyl-CoA dioxygenase family protein
Exons: 1
Coding region: 1-1026 (341 amino acids)
Source: RefSeq, a predicted model, not a curated record